AUGAUCGAUAUUUCUUUUUUGUCACCGUCGCCAGGUUUCGGGGUGCUGCAGUGGGUGAUGAAGUGGGAGGAAAUAGGCGAGCGCACUAUCGAAAAAUUGCUGCAUGCCCUAGACGAGACUGUCCCUGUGGCUGCCGAGUUGGCGUUGAGUAUUGCUGCGGCAAUCACAGCGCUGGGGGCUACGGAUUACAAGCUCGUUGCAGCGGUUGACGCGAUGACCGAGAAGGAAGCCGUCGCUGCAGCUCAGUCACAAGGGUCAAUUUACAUGACAGCCCGAAGGGUAGGCGAAGAUGCAGCUGCUGGGGUGGACAGCCGGCGACGGGAAGAUGUGGUGAAACGAUUGUGGAGGAUGGGAGAAGGAUGGUGGCUCUCUUGGCCAUGGAGAAGCACUCUCGUCGGAUCGGGGCACAAACACGACAACCCCAAGACGAAAGAAACCCCCGAGAAGUCAUUAGCACAGUACAAGGCAGGAAGGACGCUCCUGUCCAGGCCGCCGCGACGAACCGAGAUUUUUGAGGUGCUCAGCGGCCAGGAACUGAUGAUGUUUUCUCAACCUCUGAUGAUCGUCAGCGGAGUUGGAUUCAGUGACCAUCUCACUCUUGAGGAUUUAGUUGAAGUUGUGGAAACUCAGUUGCUGGCAAAGAAGGAACGAACCAAUGUGGAAGACGAUGUUAUACAUUCGGAGAGUGAGAAUGAAUCGAAACCUCUUACUGUGUACAAACAUCCCCGAUUGCGAACAGUGAUCGGCAAACUCUUUGGACGCUACUGCUGGGUUCGGGCAGAAGAUUUUGAUGUUCGAAAUCACGUGCUGAAACUCAAUAGACAUGAAGCUCUCUCACUCCUCCGUCACCAUAGUGGUGGGCUCCGCUCUCUUCACCAGGGUGUUCUUCGAGAAUAUGAACAGGAGAAACAAAGGCCUACUGACGAGGAAAGUCUUCCCUCUACAUUCAAUAGCGGAGAGAGCGACGGAAGGUUCAAAGACGAAAUCCCAUGCGACGGAGGCAAUAACUGUAAAUGUGUUGUUACAUCUGCAGAGGCACAGGCUUUAGAAAACAUCCUGGCAACUCAGGCAUUGCAGCCGUCUAUGCCUCUCUGGCAGUUCGUCCUGCUCGAACACGUUGAACUUCCAGCGCUCGACGAAGGAGGUGACUCAGAAAAAGAACACUCGGAUUCACAUAAAGCCCUCAUGCAAAUCAUUUCCUACUUACAUGUGCCCUUCACUGUCGCUUCGCUGCUCAUGCUGACGGAAGAAAAGUCAUGGGACUGUCCGGAGAAGCCGCGACCCCCAAGGUCAGGCAGCGUGUGGGUGUUGCAGCCCAUCCGGUUUAGGCUCCAGGAGUUGAAGAGCCUCAGAAGGGCUCUCGCAGCACUCUCGCCACCAAAGGAGGAAAAAUGCUUGGGCGAUGCCAGUGAACGGUUGCAAAGUAACUCUGACACCCGUUUCUGCAAGGACCGUCUGCGUCGAUUGAGUCAGUAUAUCGUUAAAAAGCCACUACGGAACCUCCUGGUGUUCGUUGCUCGCAUUAUUCGCCCAAUAGCUCAAGGUACCAGUGCUUACAUUACCGGUCUGGAGCGAUCAACAGUGAAACAAGCACGGUUAGGGGAAGCUCAAGACACUCCUGCAGAAGCGGAUGCUGUGGAUGCGAGCACUACGGUGCUGAUGAACAAGAAGACUGACUCGAUUUCUGAAGUGGAGAAAGGUUCAAGAAAGGCACUCCCAAAACAAGAUUUGUUCACAAUCAAUGAGCUCCUUGCUACAUGCCUCGUGGGUGGUAUUUGCCGCUACGUCCACAACAAGGUCGCAAUGAAAUACGCCAUUGGUGAAAGGCCCGAAACGCUUUCCAGCAAGAUGUCGAAGAGCCGGUCGGAAGUUUUGGAGCACCCAAAAUACAGUUCCUGCGGGCGGCAACAGCAGAACAACGCAGCUCAACAGCAGGCCCCUGUGACACUCCAAGCUACCGGAAGCCUCAACGGAACAGGACAAAAUGUCACAGAUUUCCGCUCGGAUCUUUCGAAAGUCGGGGUGAUGACGUACAACAAAAGUGUUAGCGGUCUCAGUACUUACAGCAGUAGCACUUGCACCAGCGGCCACCGGACACGAGCUGAAGAUCACAUUACUGCUGAACAGGAAAGACGGAAGCAAAUUCUACAGAUGGAACUUGAUAUGCUCGAACAGCUGAUACCUCAGCUGAACAUUGUGGUGCCGGUGAACCUCCGGACCACAGAAGAAGAGUCGUUUGAACUGCGGAACAAUUUUACCUCGGCAGUUGUCCAGGUCGCAGCGGCUCACGCGUUCCAGGCCGGUUCAGCAUACCAACGAUUGCUGGGUGUUCGGAAAUCACUACGGAAGAGUGUCAAGAGUCUGGGCGCGCAUGUGUUCGCCCUCAUGGAAAAAAUUUCGUUCUGUACAACCCCUGACUUCCUCCUGUUUCUCCAGAUCUGGUUGACGAAAAAGAUGUCAGUGCUCUUCAGCAAUGUUCCUGGGCCCUCUGAGCAGCCCCAAAUCCAUGGCCGACAAGUGCAUGCCAUGCACUUCAUCGGUCCACUCGCCGGCCGGAUCAGCUUGAUUGUAAGCGCAUUUUCUUACGCUGACAACCUGGAUUUGGUUAUCACUACCGAUACAGCGUUGCUUGAGUCUCCAGAACUUCUCCGGCAGUGCAUCCUGGAAGAGUACAGGGAGCUCAAGCAGCUGUGUCCACCGACGCAACUUCCCUGA
This is a messenger RNA of Neospora caninum, 2715 nucleotides long. RefSeq lists its product as hypothetical. The record is from RefSeq and is a predicted model, not a curated record. Bases 1 to 2715 code for a protein of 904 amino acids. Gene Ontology annotation, cellular component: plasma membrane. Gene Ontology annotation, biological process: triglyceride biosynthetic process. Lineage: Eukaryota; Apicomplexa; Conoidasida; Eucoccidiorida; Sarcocystidae. The transcript is spliced from 7 exons. Gene Ontology annotation, molecular function: diacylglycerol O-acyltransferase activity; long-chain-alcohol O-fatty-acyltransferase activity.